AUUCCCACCUGGAAAGUCACCAUGCCCGGCAUGUUCAGGGACGUGAUUGUUCUAGCUGUCUCCUACCCUGCGCCACCUAGUAACUUUGACUACGAGGCCUACCUUCCUCCAUACAUCGCGCCUCCCACUGAGGCUGCGCCGUCAUACGAGGUUACCAAACGGUUAUCAGGUCUCCAGGGGGAUGGUAAAUUCGGCGACAUUCCACUCUAUGAAGACGCCAAGGAGAUCGCAGUGUAGAAUAGCAACAACAGAUACUAUAGCUAGCGUCAUAAAACUUAGAAUGCAGGUCAUUCUCGAUGAUAUUGAUCGUGGGAAAUAUGAUACUUCGGUCGAGAACUUCGAAGCUCAAGCAAGUCUCCUGAGGUCCUUCCUCCGACAGUAGCUCGUGCAAUGACGAUCUAUAGCUUAUAUAUCUACGAUAGACACUGCGCAUGUGUUUACUAUCAGGACUGGCACCGAACCAAGCCGCCAAAGCGAGCCGGAGAAGGAGGUGGCAUUUUAAAUGCUGUCUCCCAAGCUGUUUCCCCGCUUGCGCCAGACAGUGCAGCUCCUACCCCAUCAGCAUUUAGCAGUCCCCGAAAUACGCUGUCUUCGACAUCGGGAUUGGUUGUUGCUGUGGGCGAGGAUCCUGUAACGCCUUUACAAAUCCCGACUGAGCAUGCAAGGUCAAAUAUCCUUCCUUUUGAUGAAGAGGCAAAGCUAGUAUAUGGCGUCAUCCUGUCGCUCAGGAACAUGGUCAGAAAGAUCUCCGGAAGAGACGAGCAGUUUACCAGCUACCGCACAUCGGUAUACAGGCUUCACUUGUAUGAAACCGUAUCUGGCUACAAGUUCGUCAUGUUGAGCGACGCAGCUACUGACGGUCUUCGCUUCGUCCUUCGUCAAAUCUAUAGCGGCCCUUUCCUCGACUUCGUUGUCCGCAACCCUCUCGUCUCGAUGGACUCUCGUUCUCAGGGUAUCGACAAUGAUUAUUUCCGUGCUAGUAUCGAUCGUCUUGUCCGUGGACUCUCAGUUUUUAAUUGAUCAUGAUCCGAAAACGGCUCACUCUAUCAAUAUCUACAUAACAUACCAUAAUCAAGAUG
This is a messenger RNA of Suillus paluster, 1079 nucleotides long. RefSeq names its product snare-like protein. Gene Ontology annotation, cellular component: TRAPP complex. Gene Ontology annotation, biological process: endoplasmic reticulum to Golgi vesicle-mediated transport. The transcript has 5 exons. NCBI's taxonomy places the organism in Eukaryota, Fungi, Basidiomycota, Agaricomycetes, Boletales, Suillaceae. The coding region runs from base 391 to 1020 and encodes 209 amino acids. The record is from RefSeq and is a predicted model, not a curated record.